Molecule: messenger RNA, 1653 nt
Organism: Cajanus cajan (pigeon pea)
Lineage: Eukaryota; Viridiplantae; Streptophyta; Magnoliopsida; Fabales; Fabaceae
Source: RefSeq, a predicted model, not a curated record
GUGACAGGAGAAGAAAGAAAAAAGAAUACGAGUCUUGUGUUUAGACUUUAGCAACCACACCACACGGUGGCUUUGCGAAGAAAGCUAAGUAAAAUAAGGGGCGUUGAAUUUCUACAGUUGAGAGUUCUUCCCCACUUUCACAUACUUGGACAAAACCGUUUCUUCUAUAUAUUAAAAUCUCUCUCUCUCUCUCUCUCUGAUUCAGAACGGUUGUGAGAAUCAAAGUAUCAAAAGAUGGGUAGUGUGAGUGUGAACCCUUUGUUUAGGAGUGAAUCCUUUGGAUAUUACUACUACUUAAACUACCCUGAUCAGAACAACAAUAACACCAUGUUGGAGAAGAGACAGGUAUUCCUGAGAAGCUACCAGUUCUGCAGGAAGAAGAGUCUGACAGAGAGAAUCAAAGGGUCUUUGGUUCGUGCCAAGAAGAUUGUCUGGCUGAGGCUAAGGUCUGCUUGCAAACUGAGGAAGUUCAUCUUCUUUUCAAGGUUCAAAUGCGCUUUCUAUUACCGCAGGAGAAGGUUCUUCCACCUUCUACACACCAACAACAACCGCAAAACCGAAUCUUCCUCGUGUUUAUGGUAAAUUAAAGAGACACCACAACUCGUCUCACUCAUAAACCAUCUAUUAUUCUUUUGUUUCUCUUUUUUUAUUAUUUGUUAACUAGUUACGGUUUCUCUACGAGUUUGUGAUGCCAAUUUGGAACUGCUGCUAUACAUGUUGUUCAUCAAUGUCAAAAAAUUUGGCUUUGCUUCUCUUUCUUUUCCUUGUUGGAUCAUGUCUCCCUGAUGGCGUUUUCAGAAGUAGAGAUAUAUGGAAAACAUCAAAUCUUGUCCCUCUUAACUUUAGGUUAUUUUCUAGAUAAAGAGUACAAAAAAGUGAAGGAUGGAGAUAACUAUAUGUAAUAUAUAGACUAAUUUAAUCAUAUUUAGCAUUUCCAUGCUCACAUAUUUUCAUUUUUUCACCAAAAUUGAAGCGUUUGUUGGGCACUGAAAAAAUGGUCAAUUCUAAACCGGGAUUUCAUGCAUGUUAUUAGAACUAGAAACUUAGUCCCAAUAUUAUAAUAAUAUGUGCACAUACUCCAAUGAACAUUAGCACGUCAUGUUCUAUGGGAAGUGCUUCAAGAUGCUAGGUGCUCUUUGAUCCGGCAAAGCUGCAAGAGCUAAGGGUGAUGGUUGGGGACCCUUUGUUUGUUAAAGAGAAAAGGUGGGAAGUUCAAAGUUUGAGUUCUCUAGGAUGAAACGAAGCACAAAAAAGUGCUUCUAAGUUCCAGGUUUGAAAAUUCGAUUGGUGAACAGAGGUUAUUUGCAUUAAAAAGUUGUACCUGUACACCAUAAUUAUAUGAUUUUUUGGUACAAUAGAAAAGUAAUAAGACGUGAGAAAAGGCUGUAGAAGCAUGUUAGUUUUGUAACUUAAUAAUUUUCUACUUUCCCAGCUGUGUGGCAUGCAUUUGCCGUUAAAAUGGUCCAAUUUAAGUUUCAAGGGUUUUUCAUAUGAUUCAAUUGACUUUAAGAUUCACGAGGUGACCAUCAAAUUUAUGUAUGAAGAUGAGGGAUAGUGUGAAAAGGGAGAACCAUUCAACGAAAAAAGUUACUUAAAUUCAUAUUCACUGUCCAAUACAAGGUACACCUUCCAAUGAAUUUUUCAUCUGUCUGA